AUGUACCAAUUGGAGAGUAAAGACACAUCCCAAGACGUUUCUUCAAUAGAAUCCUGUGAAUUAGCUACGGCCGUAAUUGUACCUGAAAUUCUCGAAGAUGUAUCCACCCAAAUAUCAUUAGAAAAUUUAAACAUUAGCUCAUCAAUAUCCAUCUCAACUAACUGCAAUUUUACUGGUGUUGCACAGGCUGAAGAUCUUGAAUGCACUUCAAUAGAUACUGAUAGCCUCGUUGAUGAUUCCAUAUUAGAAGAACCUGAGGUGAAACUUUUGUAUCAGCGGAAGUUAAUGGUAUUCCAAUCAGAUACAAAAGACCAGUCUCCUCAUAAUAAUGUUCCUUCGCCAAAUGACGUAAAAGAUGUAAAAGAUGAAGGUCGUUCUUUAAAUGUGAAAGAUGCUUCUCUACCUCGUCAAAGAACCAAAAGCAUAUUAAAAUCGCACUCAAAGGUUGGAGAAGAACUUGCAUUACGUCCUGAAUCAAAACAUAGAAAGACAACAUUGAAAACAAGCAACAUUACUGGAUCGACAAAACCGGGUAGAGCUAGAUUAGCAUCAAUGGUACAAUUUAAACUACCCACUUCAGCAGCUUUAGACGGCUCAUCACCCGGAGAAAGUAAACAAAUCCCGACACCUAAAAUUCCAUCACGUUUAGAAGAUAUUCUUUCCGACAGUGACGCCGAUUUGCUCCAGCCAAAAUUAAAGUCAAGCUCUAAAGAAAGCAUACUUCGACGAUAUUCCAGUUGGCAUCACGGUAUGACUAUUUCGGAAAAGUCUGACUCACUCAUACCACAGAAGAAAAUGAAGCAUGCCAUACAAUGGGAUAUUCAAAAAGAAGGAAUUAGCGAAGAACCCUUUCAGUACGUCCCAAAAAAACGUACAGAAAUUAAAAUGGAAUCUCCAAAAGCGCCUGAAAAGAAGAUUGAGAAACCCCAAAAAGAAAAAUCUACAAAGAGAACAGCAGCAUCCUUACAUAAAUCAAAAAGUGAUCUAUUUCAGAAACCAGAAAAACAAAUACAAGAAUCUGAAGAAGAAAGCGCUCCCAUAACUCGGGAGGAAAAAAAACUUCUCGCGAAAAAGAAGCGGGAGUCACAAUUUCGCAAUGUGCUAAAAGAAGUCGCCCAGCAGCUUGUUCAAAAUGAAUCAGCUACUAGGUCUUCGCUUAACGAUGAUCUAGAAUACGAUCUAGACGACAUAGAGGAUUUUACUGAUAUUGAUAUUGCCCAAGGCAUAGCUCAGAAAGAUAAAUCAUUUUAUGAACAUGUUUCAAGCCAUUUGAUGUCACAGGAACAGGGUUUCGUGGAGCAGUGGUUGACUAAACAAUUAAAUAAUCGUAACGUGGCAUCCUCAACCCGCUCGAUUACCUCAUCCAUGGUGGAUACGGCAGAAAACAUAUCCGAGUUUUCUCUCACUGCUGACAUCCUCGUUACAGCGGCGGUCAAGCGCAGAAAGUGUCAAGUCAGGAAAACAAUCAUCGACAUGCCCGUGAAUUUAAUAGCUGCUCAACUGGAAAUGAAAGAGUUAGCGAAUGGAAACUUACGAAAAAUACGCAUGGAUGAAAUGAGCCGCAUUACAAAAGUGAACUUUUUUGGUACCCUAGAGGAUCGGAGAAUUAAAUUUCGACAUAAGUUAAUAUCAGCUAUUCUGAAGUUCAUCCGUUACGGACCUAAAAAAGUGAUGUAUCUAAAAGACUUCGAAUUUAUCAUGAUGCUUCUCUUCAACGAGAUCAACGUCUUCCAGAUGCAGAAUGAAAUAGAUGCAGUUUUAGAAUUAGGACCUGUGAUAGGUAUCCUUUUAAAACUCUUACAAGUGGUGUGUCUGGAUGCCCCAAUGAUGAUGUUCAUCGUAGGAUUGUGCAGUUAUUCCAAGUUUAUGAACUUCAAAAUAUUCAAAGCAAUGCCAAUCAUCAAAGGACUGGCGUUUGGUAUUUUUGUUGUCUAUAUCUUUGAAAUGGGCAAACAUAGCAUCAAUUUAGAAAACAUAUGCUACCUUAAUCUCUAUUCAGCGAUAGAUAGAGGCAAUUGGAUGACCUGCACAUUCAAUAAUGAACUAGAAACACAGUUUUGCAUUCCAUCCCAUACCAACCAAACGCACAACUCGGGUUGUGAAGAGCCUCACGUCACUUUCAAUGGAUACAAAAUGUUUUCAACGCAGUAUAUGUACUAUAAAUUAAGUGUAGAAGAUUUUGGAUGGAGGUUAUCUGCUUCUGCUGUUUCUUGGAUUUUAGUAUUUGUGGCUGUGAUGAUUGGCUUCCAGCAAACAAAAGGAUUCUACAUCUACCUACAAGUGUACAAUAUGAUUCCAAUAUCACUAAUGGGAAUGUGGAUUCUGGCCACCAAUAGAUGUUGGCAAAAUGUUCAUUAUAACUGGUAUCCAAUACAGAAAUUCUUCAAACCACAACUUAUGAUCAAUUUACUAUCAAAAGCUGCAAAAUUCCAAAACCUGCCGUAUUUAGCAUGGGUAAGUGUUAUGAAACCAAGAACUAUGGAUCCAGAAGUUGCUGUCAUGUGGGUGAUGACUGUAAAAAUGGUGAUAGUCUUAUUCGGUGGGCUCAUCUUACAAGCGACCUGCUUGAGUGCCAUAACCACAUACAAAAUUGAAACAAAAUGUUUCGUCAUCACUGCAACCGAAGCCAUAUUGAUAAUGGUUCCGGAGUAUUUUUUGCGAUAUGAAUUUGGGUAUAUGAUUAUGAGUGUUUGGAUCUCGAGUAUUAUGUUCAGCGUACACGCGUUUAAUGUUUUCAAUGUGCAAGCGAGUAUAGAAUCGUUGUUUCAAGGCUUUCCAAAAUUACUAAAAAUACCUUUUGCAACCACAUUAGCCGUUUGUAGUACGUUAUUAUUUUUGCAAGGAUUGAAAGCUAUAGGAAUACAUACUGGUCUUACGGCAUUAAAUUUCCUUGAAAGAUUUAUAACUUUAAAAGGAUCAUUAUUUGCAUGGACAAUAUUCUUAAUAGCGUUGAAAUUUUUAUACACCUGGGAGAGAUUUAGAGAUGAUUUCUUUCUGUCGUACAAAAGAAAACCAAGUCGAUAUUGGAGAAUCUGGUUAAAUGUGGUGGCAUAUUUUAGUCUUUUGUUAACACCGUAUUUGAUCUAUGAUGAAGCCUGGCAAUUCCAUGAAAGUAAUAAAACUUCCGAAGCAGUUUAUACUUUACCAUUUUUUCUAUUGAUUAGUGUCCUAUUAUUAGCAUUCUUUUUUAAACGUCAAUGGAAACUUUUAUUAAAACAACAAAGAGUAAUUAUUACAAGUCGUCCUGAUGCGGAUUGGCUGCCAUUCGAUAAAAACCUGGCAAAAACCCGAAAGUUUUAUAUUUACGCAAGAGAUCUGCACAGUAAUUAUAAAUCAAUCGAGUGUCGUCACAAAUGUUUACGAAAAUCAAAAUUAUUUGCAAAAAUGGCUGAAAACCAAGUCAAAAUAAAAGCAAAAUUUCAAGUGCUAAACAGAGGUGAAACGUUCAUGUUUGAACUACGUGAGUCAUAUGUCAUAUGA
This is a messenger RNA of Dalotia coriaria, 3480 nucleotides long. RefSeq lists its product as uncharacterized. The coding region runs from base 1 to 3480 and encodes 1159 amino acids. The record is from RefSeq and is a predicted model, not a curated record. NCBI's taxonomy places the organism in Eukaryota, Metazoa, Arthropoda, Insecta, Coleoptera, Staphylinidae. The transcript has 3 exons.